UAAAUUUGUGUACCUAAGAAUUGAUCCUUAAUUAAGAGGAUUAUGAGACUGAUCCUUAGUGCGCUGGCAUGACGCUAUUGGUUCUAGAGUUCCUUGUCUCUUUCUUCCUCUCGUUGAAUUUUUCUCAGAAAUUUGGUUUGAUCGACGAAGAGAAAAAAAAAAUGGGGCAACAGCAAUCGAAAGAGGAAUUGCUGUUUCAGCAAGUGAGAUACAGUAAGGCUGAAGGGAUCGAUCUCUUCGUCGCGAAGGAGCUGACCUCGAGUGGAUGGAUAGAGAAGGCAAAACGCCUUUGAUAAUGGCUUGCAUGAACUCCGAGCUUUACGAUCCAAGACUUUGAUCGAGUUGGGUGCUACUGUUAAUGCUUAUCGUCCUGGUACGACUUGAAUCAAAUGUGAGUUUAGUUGUUGCGUCUUUGUCUUAUAUGACUUAAUUUUGAUGUUUGGUAGCAAAUCCACUUGUUCUCAAUGAUGAUUGUCGAAUAUGCUUUCUUCUUCUCUUUCGUUUAUUCCUUUCUUCCUUCACAGAUAAUUGGGAUAUUACUAUUGGGUUCACUUUCCAUCACCAGAGCUGAUUGUUAUUCCUUUCUUCCUUCACAGAAAUCAAAGACGUUUUUAGUCUUUUUGCAUUUGGUAGAUAAGUUCAAAACAUAUGCAUUUCACAUUAUAACUUUUUAACUCAAUGCAAUUGACAAUAUUAUUUCACUUCUAAACAUAUGCAUUUCACACUAUAAUUUUUUUUUUCCUAAAGAUUCCUAAAUGGAGUACACCAUUGGACUGACUUUUUAGAUUAUAAUCCUUAACUCUUCAAAAAAGAAAAAAAAUUAUUAAAGUAAAACCUAAGGACUCCAAUUGUAGUCUCACCAUUGGAGAUGCUCUUAAGUUAAUCACAAUGAGAAGGAAGGUAUUUCAGUAAAUAAAAAAUACGUAUACCGUCUACGUAUGGUCAAGCUCUAUCUUCUGCUCACUAUAUAUAACCUCAUCUUCCCCACAAAACAUCACACACAACAAACAAAGAAUAAACUACAAAAAGCUUGAAAACUUUUUUUUGUUUUUGCUAAAGAAUAACUUGAGAGAUCUAUUUGCAAACUAAGAAGAUAUGGGAAACAGUUUACGGUGCUGUUUGGCUUGUGUACUUCCAUGUGGAGCUUUAGAUUUGAUCCGAAUCGUACAUCUCAACGGCCACGUCGACGAAAUAACUCGUCCAAUGACCGCGGGAGAGAUCCUUCAGGCGAAUCCUAAUCAUGUCUUAAGCAAACCAUGUUCUCAAGGAGUUGUUCGUAAGAUAUUGGUCUUGUCUCCUGAAUCUGAGCUUAAGCGUGGAAGCAUCUAUUUUCUUAUACCGCAUACUUCCUUGCCGGAAAAGAAGACGAGAAAUAACAAAAAGGAUCGUCCACGUCGGAAAAGGCCUCUUGAAAACGCCAACGAUAGUAAUAGUGAUCAUAUGGUAAGUACUACUAAUAAUAACGAUCUUGAUUUGACGUUGUGUGAGAAAUAUUUGGAAGAUGUUAUGCUGUCAUCGUCAGAGAAGCAUUGUUCGGCCGGUAAAGAGAACCGUCACCGUCGGAGACAUAGUCGGUCGGCAUCGGUGUCCAUGUGGCGGCCUCACCUUGAUAGCAUCUCUGAGGAUCUUAACUAGUGUUUGUUUUCUUCCUUCGUUAAUGAUGUCUCAAUUUUCUUUAUUUUUUAUUAACAUCCCCGGCGAGAAUAUUUUCAUUUUUUUGGGGAUGAAGUUAAAAACAAAAACUUUGUAAUGUACUACUGUGGAUAAGAUCUAUGUUAAAUUGAAAAUCUAGUUUUGGUCGUCCGUGACAAUAAGGACAAGAUCAAAUGAUGAUUACUUAUGAAA
This is a messenger RNA of Raphanus sativus (radish), 1845 nucleotides long. RefSeq lists its product as uncharacterized. NCBI's taxonomy places the organism in Eukaryota, Viridiplantae, Streptophyta, Magnoliopsida, Brassicales, Brassicaceae. The coding region runs from base 1096 to 1635 and encodes 179 amino acids. The record is from RefSeq and is a predicted model, not a curated record. The transcript has 2 exons.